Anopheles moucheti is the source of this 1904-nucleotide messenger RNA. It is a transcript of the gene UQCR-C2, whose product is annotated as cytochrome b-c1 complex subunit 2, mitochondrial. The record is from RefSeq and is a predicted model, not a curated record. Gene Ontology annotation, molecular function: metal ion binding. Lineage: Eukaryota; Metazoa; Arthropoda; Insecta; Diptera; Culicidae. Gene Ontology annotation, cellular component: mitochondrion. The transcript is spliced from 4 exons. Bases 145 to 1467 code for a protein of 440 amino acids.
CUCAACCGAUUGGAAAUAAAAAAGAAUUGAAAGCGACGGACCGAGAGCACCAACAAAAGAUCCGGAGAUCCUUUCUGUGGCCGCAGUUAAGCAGUCCGACCAACUACCACCUUCCAGCCAGUAAAACUAAACGGGCUAGAAAAAAUGGCAUCCGUUACAUCGAAAACCCCGAUGCUUCGUGCUGCAGCGGCCCGUGGCUAUGCCGCUCAUGCCCAGGCUGCCGCUGCAAGCCGUGGAUCGGGCGAAGUGCAGACGACCACCCUUCCUAACAAGCUGGUCGUUUCAUCGGCGGAACCGAAUGCUCCUGUGUCCCGGAUUUCUAUCGCUUUCCGUGCCGGAUCGCGCAACGAAACUGCCGACAGCCUAGGUGCAGCACACGUGCUGCGUGCUGCCGGAGGUCUCUCCACCAAGUCAGCUACCGCGUUUGGCAUUACGCGCAACAUUCAGCAGGCUGGCGGUUCCCUGACGUCUUUGGCCGACCGUGAGGUGGUAUCGUACAGUGUUGCCGUGACGAAAGAUCAGCUGGAGGUUGGUUUGAAGUAUCUGGAGGCUACCGCCACCGGCCAGGUGUUCAAGCCCUGGGAGCUGGCCGAACUGGUACCCACCAUCCGCAACGAGCUGGCCCGUUUGCCGGCUGAAGUCCAAGCCGUCGAAUUGCUGCACAAGGCCGCCUUCCGAGACGGACUGGGCAAUUCCGUCUUCUGCCCAGACUAUCUGGUCGGCAAGCAUUCGUCGGAAACGAUGCAGCACUACUUUGCGACCAACUGCACCACAAACCGUGCGGCCGUUGCCGGUGUCGGUGUUGAUCAUCAGCUGCUGGUUGGCUUUGCCCAGAGCCUUGCACUUGAGUCUGGGGCCGGUGGCGAUAAUAAGUCCACCUUCAACACCGGUGAAGUGCGUCGCGAAGGAGCCGGUUCUCGCGCUGCCGUAGCCGUGGGCGCCCAAGCUGUUGGUUGGAAAACGGCAUUGAACGAAGCUGCUGCCUUCUGGGUGCUGCACUUCGCUUCGGGUGUGGGCCCGGCAACCAAGCGUGGUGCUAACAAUGGUGCCCUCACGAAGGCGCUCGCUGGUGUUAACUCUAGUUCUCUGUUCAACGGAUACUCCGAUAAUGGAAUGUUCGGAUUCAUCGUGUCUGGAAAUGCGAAGGAUGCUGGCAAGGCGGUUGAGGCCGGUGUAAAGGCCCUUAAAUCGCUCUCAGUUUCCGAUGCGUGUGUGGCCCGCGGUAAGGCUUUGGCCGUUAUGGCCGUGGCUGAUAUUACUGAGAACCAAAGCUCCCUGCACCAUCAGCUGGGCGAAGAGUCGGUCGUCUUAGGACAAGUGUACAAGAAGAAUGACCUGAUUGCUGCCGUCAAUGCCGUCACCACUGGUGAUGUUCAAGCUGCCGCCAGGAAGGUUGCUUCCAGCAAAUUGGCCAUCGGUGCCGUUGGCAAUCUGUCCCACGUGCCGCAUCUUUGUGAGUUGCAUUAAUUCCCGAAAUAGAAGUAGCACGGCCGAGAGAGGAAGGGAAAUUUUCUGGAAAAUGUUACUGUUAUUGUUUCUUCAUCCUGUGGGACACCAACUCCGAUGUCGUAUUUGUACGUGGCAACCAGCGCAGGCACAGAGAAACAUAAACGCACUAUGCAUAGCAGAAGCUGUAGUAUAAUUCAAACUUAAAAACUAUCCGACGACAAAACCGUACAGACGAGACGCCCCCAACAGAACGAAAUUGAAAUUAAUUGGAUAUGCGACCCCUUGGGGUCGGCAUUGGCUAGUGGUAUCGUCAUAACCAUAUAAAACCAAGGAAUAGAUUGAUUCUAUAUCGAUGUAUUGGAUGUGUUUUACUGGGCUAUGGAAGGAAAGCUAACCCCACUCGUGGUGCAAAAACAAUUUAUUCAAUAAAUAGGAUAAACGUCAAUUUUUCCCUG